Messenger RNA from Heterocephalus glaber (naked mole-rat), 1212 nucleotides. The record is from RefSeq and is a predicted model, not a curated record. Lineage: Eukaryota; Metazoa; Chordata; Mammalia; Rodentia; Bathyergidae.
CGUAGUUGCUGGGGAAGACGCCCACACGGCCACUGGGCAACUGCCCGGUCCACCAGCCCUCAUCGCCGGACACCGCACAGUCCUGGGAAAGCACCUGGACGCGGUCGCCCCUCCGCAAGGAUAUUGGACAUCAGCCUAGGAUCUUCACACUGAGCUACAUCUUUAGUCCCUUUUUAUUUAAAGACAGGGUCUCAGUAAUCACUAUGUUGCCAAGUCUGGCUCAAAUUGUGAUCCCAGAGUGCUGGAAUUACAGGUUCUUGGAUAUGAACAAAAGCACCACAAGCACCACACCCUAGUCCCUGAGGAAAUGGUUUCAGUGGAUGUGGUGAUGGGGAUAGCCAUCCUUACUCAGAUUGGAAUUGGGAUGGCGGGGAAUUCUUCCUUCCUUUUCCCUUACAUUUAUUCCCUUACCAGGAAACAUGGACUGAGACCAAUCGCUCAUAUAAUGAGCCAUCUUGCAUUGGCCAAUACAUUGUGGAUUCUUUGUGGAGAAAUCCCUCAGACAAUGGCAGCCUUUGGGCUGCAGUAUUUCCUGGAUGAUGUUGGAUGUAAACUUGUCUUUUAUUUUCACAGAGUGGCCUGGGGAAAUUCUCUCAGUACCACCUGUCUUCUAGGUGGCCUCCAGGCCUUAAGUAUCAACCUAACAAACGUGAGAUGGUCAGAACUCAAAUCCAAAUCCAUAAAACAUAUUAAUUCUACCUGUAUCCUGAGUUGGGUGUUUCAUUUGCUGGUAAAUAUCAUUGUUCCCUUGAGAGUGACUGGCCAAAAAAAUAGCAGAAAUAAUACUGUGAAUUCAAAUCUGAAAUAUUGCACUACACAAUCUCCUCAAAUAUCCCCAGAGAGCAGGGCCACAAAAUCUAUCCUGCUAUUUGUGAGCACUUUUGUCUUAUUUUAUUCUCUCUUCCAUUUUUGAAGCUUAUAUUUUUCUUUGUGACAACCCACAGUCAUGGCUUGUGAACACCAGUGUGAUUCUAACAUCUUGUUUUCCAACCUUCAGCCCCUUUUUGCUCUUAAAAAGCAACAUCUCCAUCUUCCAUUUCUGUUCUUCCUGCUGAGGAAGUCAGAGAACUUCCCCAGCUUCGAGCAGCAUCUCCAAUAUCCCCUCAUCCGUCCAUCUCACACUGUGAAGUAUCUUCUCUGAACCAAUCAUAUUCCACACACAGUGCUGAGGGGAGAAGGUACCUGCUACAGUAGAGUCUGUAGGAAAUCUAU